GUAGUUCCAAGAGAGAUGGCAGAAGUCGCACCCGCUCCCGCCGGUGCGCCGGCCAAAGCGCCCAAGAAGAAAGCAGCUUCGAGAGCAAAAAAAGCCCGCCCUGGCGUCGGCGAGCUGAUCGUCAAAGCCGUUUCCUCGUCUAAGCAGAGGAGCGGCGUGUCUCUCGCUGCUCUGAAGAAAGCGCUGGCUGCCGGCGGAUACGAUGUGGAGAAGAACAACUCCCGCGUCAAGAUCGCCGUUAAGGGUCUCGUGACUAAAGGCACUCUGGUGCAGACCAAAGGGACCGGCGCGUCUGGCUCUUUCAAGCUGAACAAGAAGCAGACCGAAUCCAAGAAGCCCGUGAAGAAAGCCGCGCCCAAAGCCAAAAAGCCCGCCGCUACUAAGAAGCCCAGGAAGGUAGCGGCCAAGAAACCCGCCGCCGCGGCCAAGAAGUCUCCUAAGAAGGCGAAGAAGGCCGCCGCAAAGAAAGCCACAAAGAGCCCGAAGAAGGCGAAAAAGCCCGCGACCCCUAAAAAGGCAGCCAAGAGCCCCAAGAAAGCGAAAGCUGUCAAGCCCAAGACCACAAAGCCUAAAGCGGCAAAGGCGAAGAAGGCAGCACCCAAAAAGAAGUAAAGACGUUUGUUUCUUUCAUGCUUUUGUUCCUUAAACGGCUCUUUUAAGAGCCACCCAUAUUUUCCUUUAAAGAGCAACAUUUUCAGUCAAGCUUUAUGGAAUCAAAGCAAUACACGUUAGAAACAUACAAUAGUAUGGAUACACAUAUCUGCUACAUAUCAUGUACACAUAGCCACAAGCUGAUACUGAUUUUAGUACAGUAGGAUAGAAUCCUGAUCGUGAUUCCUAAACGUCAUUCCUGAUCUCCAA
Molecule: messenger RNA, 861 nt
Organism: Ictalurus punctatus (channel catfish)
Lineage: Eukaryota; Metazoa; Chordata; Actinopteri; Siluriformes; Ictaluridae
Product: histone H1-like
Exons: 1
Coding region: 16-612 (198 amino acids)
Biological process (GO): nucleosome assembly
Cellular component (GO): nucleosome
Molecular function (GO): DNA binding; structural constituent of chromatin
Source: RefSeq, a predicted model, not a curated record